Metschnikowia bicuspidata var. bicuspidata NRRL YB-4993 is the source of this 1563-nucleotide messenger RNA. RefSeq lists its product as uncharacterized. Bases 1 to 1563 code for a protein of 520 amino acids. Gene Ontology annotation, cellular component: cytoplasm. Lineage: Eukaryota; Fungi; Ascomycota; Pichiomycetes; Serinales; Metschnikowiaceae. Gene Ontology annotation, biological process: protein neddylation. The record is from RefSeq and is a predicted model, not a curated record. Gene Ontology annotation, molecular function: NEDD8 activating enzyme activity. The transcript has a single exon.
AUGACUCUGCGCGAAACAGAAAGAAAUACAAAGUACGACCGGCAAAUCCGGCUAUGGGCUGACAACGGCCAGAAAAGAUUGGAGCAAGGUCACGUGUGUCUAAUCAACGCCAACCCGGCAGGCGCAGAGACAUUGAAAAAUCUCGUGCUUCCUGGAAUUGGCGCGUUCACAAUUAUGGACGAUCGGACAGUAUGCGAAACAGAUCUUAGUGGGAACUUUUUUUUAGAGGAGGAGCACGUGGGUUUGGGGAUCGCUGGCGCUAUGACAGAGAGUCUCCAGGAAUUGAACCCCGAUGUGAAAGGCCAGUUCUUGGAGAUUCUGGUGGAUAGAGCUUUAGCAAAACCCGAACUAUGGACUCUGUUCUCAAUUGUGGUGGUAAGUGGGUUUUUGAAACCGGAUCUAGUUCGGCGUUUGGCGGACUUUCUCUGGGACCAGCAGGUCCCGCUUUUACUCGUAUCAACCAGUGGUUUCUAUGCAACUUUGCACAUCAUCUCCAAGGAAACUACUAUAGUGGAAACGCACGACCCCUCCAAGACAUUCGAUCUUCGUAUUGACUGCCCUUGGCCCGAGCUUGCUGCUUUCAGUGCCUCCUUUGAUAUGGAUCUGCUAGACGACACAGAACACGCGCACGUGCCAUACAUUGUCAUAUUUAUCAAAGCGCUAGAGCAGUGGAAGGCCGACCAUGGUGGCCGAGCGCCUCUGAACUACAGCGAGAAGCGGGAGUUCCGCUCAGAAUACGUAGAACGCAUGUCUCGUAACAUCAACAUCGAAACAAACUUCAUCGAAGCGGCCCAGUCUGUACACAGAGCGCUCCAGAUAACUCAGGUUCCAAACUCACUUCGGCAACUCUUCAACCGAGACGAGGUAGUCAAGGACGGGGCGAAUUUUUCGGAUUUCUGGCUUCAUGUGCGAGCACUCAAAAGCUUCAUUGACACCAAUGAAGGGCAGCUUCCGUUGCCCGGCAACAUUCCCGACAUGGCUUCGACAACACACAAUUACGUGCAGCUCCAGAAAAUAUACAGAAACAAGGCAGAUGCCGACAAACAGAAGUUUACUUCGGAGCUCUCCAGAGUGUACACAGAGGCUGGGCGAUCGGCAGACGAAAUCAACCCUGGAUUCGUGGCGAGCUUCUGCAAAAACGCUGCAUUCCUUUUUGUGUCCAACGGAUCAAAGUCGCAAGUUUCCGAGUCACUUAUUCGGCAGCUCUCCAGAAAGGAUGGCGCCGACUCCAGCGCCUCAGAACAUCACGAUUUGACAAUAUACUUCGGUAUUCUCGCGCUUUAUCAAUGGAUGGACGAGGGAAAGACCGGGGGCUUUGAUGCGUUUAUCAACUGUUUUGAAAAGAUCACGUCAAUAUCCAAGGAAGCUCUUGCGCCAGCAGUCAGCAACUUUUUGAAGGAGUUAUUCAUUCACGACACACCCAGCUAUCAUAACAUUUGCAGUCUCAUUGGUGGCAUUGCUGGGCAGGAGGCGUUAAAGAUUGCGACAGAGCAGUAUAUCCCGUUGGACAAUCUCUACAUAUUUGACGGUGUCAGGUCCGCCAGCUCGAAGUGGAGAGUGUGA